Molecule: messenger RNA, 848 nt
Organism: Rhizophagus irregularis DAOM 181602=DAOM 197198
Lineage: Eukaryota; Fungi; Glomeromycota; Glomeromycetes; Glomerales; Glomeraceae
Source: RefSeq, a predicted model, not a curated record
UGAAGUGGAUUUGAAAAAUUCUGUAUAUUAUAAUGGCGCAAGCACUUUUACGCUUAUGUUGUUAUAUAAUUAGGGACGAUUUUGGUCCAAUUAUUGAGGAAGUGGCCAAAGUGUUAUUACAAAAAGGUCGACUUCCAUUAACUCGUGAAUGUCUCUUUGUGCUAAUUCAACAUAAUUUAGUAUAUUGGUCAGAAACUAGAGAAGGUUCACGUAAUUCAAUUCAUUAUUCUAUUGAUCAAAAUGAAGUUUUAGCAAGAGUUAAUUUUGGAAUUUAUAUAAAAUACGCAAAUGAAUGGGUUAGACAUAGGGGAGCUGAUGAGAUUACUUAUUAUAUGCUGUUAAAUGGUAAGGGAACGUUCAAUGGAUUCAUCGAAGAUCGAAAUAUAUCAAAGAGAACGAACAAAUACAAAGAGUUAAAGAUGACGUUUAAAAAAAUUGUGGAAAGUCGUUAUCUUACACCAGUAAGAAUAACAGAUUCAAAAUCUGCCCAGGAUAAGGCAUCAGAGGCUGAACAACGCGAAUUAGCAAAAGUCACCAAUUUUAUUCCCACGAAAAAACAAAUGGCUGAAGUGAAAGCUAAACUCGCGGCUGUAACUGAUGAUGACAGUGUUGCAACAGGAUCGAAACGUAAAAUCAAUUUUGAUAGUAUUGAACGACCAACAAAGCAACAAAAAGGAGAUGAUCCAAUUGAUGAAAAUCAAUAUUAUCGUGUAAAUUAUGAAAAAUUUAAUGCUAAAUCGAGAAACAGAGUAAGUGAAAGCAUAUAUUGAUUAGCUGAAUAAUUUUAAUAUUUGGGUGCUACAGCAAAUUGUUGAAUUUGUUAAGGCUCAAAUUAAUCAAUCUGCAAG